This is a messenger RNA of Paramisgurnus dabryanus, 2213 nucleotides long. RefSeq lists its product as uncharacterized. Gene Ontology annotation, cellular component: transcription regulator complex; chromatin; PcG protein complex. Gene Ontology annotation, biological process: regulation of transcription by RNA polymerase II. Lineage: Eukaryota; Metazoa; Chordata; Actinopteri; Cypriniformes; Cobitidae. Gene Ontology annotation, molecular function: DNA-binding transcription factor activity, RNA polymerase II-specific; RNA polymerase II cis-regulatory region sequence-specific DNA binding. The record is from RefSeq and is a predicted model, not a curated record.
AGAAGAGAUAAAUCCCGCCCACACUGACAAUUGAUUGGUUGAUUUACCGAAACAGGCCAAUCAGGAUGCUCUCUGUCUUACAUGCGCUUAUUGAGGCACACACAUACACAGACGCAAGGUCUCCGUCUCUGCCCUGCGUGCGCUAAAUAAUAUAUUCACAUAGCUUUCGAAAACCGGGACAUUCAGUGUCCCGGGAGAGUUGAUAAUUUUCCCGGGACAGGUUAGUAAAAAGAAGGACAAUCCCGGUAAAACCGGGACAGGUGGCAACCCUAGAUGGAGUGGAUCGUUUUGAUUGUAUGGUGGACGGUGCUCCACUUCGGGGAAACUCUGAAUGAGCCACCUAAUCCAACGCAUAUUCGAUACAGCAGAGACUUUCUAUUAAAAUGGAGCAACUUUCAGGUCAAUAAUCCUCCCCUCGAUUUGAUCUUCCCUGAUCUAAACUGUUUCCCUGAUCAAUCGAGAGGAAAAAGGAAAGGGGAAUUUACUGGUGCGCUUCCACGCAAAAACAGGAAGCGGGGAAAGCGAGGUGGCGUACUUCAAAGACUGAGAAAACAAUCUUUCUCCCGGAUCCCCCUACCUUCUAUGAUUCUAUCAAAUGCCCAGUCACUUCGUAAUAAAACUGAUGAGCUGCAAGCCCAUGUAGGCUUCCAGCAUGAAUUCAGAGAUGCGUGUUUACUGGCGAUUACAGAGACAUGGCUUUCGGAAAGUGAUUUGGACUCGGAACUGGUCAUUGAUGGCUUCGGCGCGCCUAUACGCCUGGACAGAGAUGCCGAUGUUACAGUGUUGAUGGUGAGAGAAGAGAUGGAUGCGAUGUGCUGUAAAUCAGUAGGAACUGUAUGAGGGAUUACAGGAUGAUCAAACCUCCUCAGAGUCUCUGGAUUCUGUCUGUAAUGCUGGAGAACAGCAGCAGAUCCUGCAGACAACACUGAAGAUGUGUUCAGUCAAACUCAUCGACUGCAGGAAUCUCAUGAUGAAGAUGAGAAGAGAAACUACUGAUGAGGAACAUCACACAGAUGAAGAUGAAGACAGUCAUGAUGAUGAGGAUUUUAUUCCUUCAGUGUUGAUGAUGAGAGAUGAGAUGGAUGCGAUGUGCUGUAAAUCAGUAGGAACUGAUCUGUCCAUGCUGGAUAUUGAUGAUUUCAUCACAGAAAUCUCUCAGCUGAAGAAAAAGGUGGCGUUACUGGAGACAAAACUGAGGUCAAGAGGAGAUAAAGGAUUGAAUAUAGAGGAUGUGGAUGUGGUUUGUUGUGAAUCUUCCACACAGGACUCCGAGCUCAGUCUGACUUUACUCGGUUAUACGGAGUCAAAGCCCACAGACGCUCAGGACACUACAGUGUGUGACAGUAAUCAGGGCUCACAGGAUGAUCAAACCUCCACAGAGUCUCUGGAUUCUGUCUGUAACGCUGGAGAACAGCAGCAGAUCCUGCAGACCACACUGAAGAUGUGUUCAGUCAAACUCAUCGACUGCAGGAAUCUCAUGAUGAAGAUGAGAAGAGAAACUACAGAGGAGGAACAACACACUGAUGAAGAUGAAGACAGUCAUGAUGAUGAGGAUUUUAUUCCUUCAGAUGAGAAGAGUGAUUCAUGUUGUGAUGAAGAAACGCCCUCAACAUCAAAAGAGCGACUGGCGGCACAGACUCUUUCCUGCACCAGAUCUAAAAUUAGCUGUAUUUCCUUACAAGCAAAGAAACUUCAUUCAGAAGAGCACAGAGAGAAGAAGAAGAAGAAGAAGAAAAAGUUUCACUGUAAGCAGUGUGGGAAGGUUUGUGUCUCUUAUUCUAGUCUGAAUGUUCACAUGAGGACACACAGUGGUGAAAAACCUUACUACUGCACUGAAUGUGGAAAUGUCUUCAGCACCAAACAAAGUCUUAAAGUUCAUCAGAGAAUUCACACUGGAGAAAAACCUCACAGCUGUAGUGUUUGUGGGAAGAGUUUCAGUCAACAUGAUUAUUUAGUGUCACACCAGAGAACUCAUACAGGUGAAAAACCUCACCGCUGUAGUAUUUGUGAGAAGAGUUUCAGUCAACAUGGUAAUUUAGUGACACACCAGAGAACUCAUACAGGUGAAAAACCUUAUAACUGAACUGAAUGUGGAAAUGACUUCCGCACCAAACAAACUCUUAAAGUUCAUCAGAGAAUUCACACUGGAGAGAAACCAUACGAGUGUCCUCACUGUGAGAAGAGAUUCAGCCGGACACAUCAUCUGAAGAGAC